AUGCUCUCUCUCUCUCGCCGGCGUGUCGUCCCGGUGUCCAUCCGCUGCUAUGCUACCAAGACCUCGGUAACCCCAAAGAAAAAGAGCAAAAAGCCGGCGCUCUCCCUUCUGAAGCCUUCUUCGAGCCGGCUGGCACCCCCUGCACCAGAUGCAGACCUCAAGACGAGAUUAAUUCUGGCAGCUCACAAGAACUGGCAAAAGACACAAACACGGGAUAAUCCGCCUAUAGAUGAGACGGGAAUGACGGAGGAAGAGGUGCAGGUUGCACACGUGGAACGGAUUCUGCGAGAGCGCAAGCUUUUGAAGGAACAAGGGCGAGCAGUUCCCGACAUUACCCUUCCCUUGCUAGACCACAUGCUGCCCUACGCUGUGAACUUCAAGACCUAUUCUGAAUACCCGACAUGGCGCGACAUGUACGACCAGUUCAUGUUGAACAGGUUGAAUGACGGGAAGAACGCCUUUUCGCAAGUCUGUAUGCGACACAUUGGUCUAGCUGAUUCAUUCCCCGGCGUGUCAAUCGAUCCUCACAUGAGCUGGUACAAGUCUUGGUUCACCUUUGUGAAGCAUAGCCUUCGGGCGCGGUCCGUCAAGUCGAACGCAUGGGUUGCACCGAUGCGACAAGAGUUUUUGGACUGCUACAUCAAGCUGAACAAGGCCCUGAUGCAUAAAUCCUCGCGACUGGAAGAGCUGGCAAUGGAAUCAUACCUCGACGAAGCCCUUUCUCUCACUCAGCAGCGCGACCCCCAGCACCUCUACAUCUGGCGGUUCCACCGUGAGGUCUCGCCCACGCGAAUCUUGUCUCUGCGGGCCAGCGAUGGUCAUUUCGGCAAGGAGGCGCCGAAGACUGGAACGCGUGUCGGUGUGCAAGCACUCGUGCGCUUUGACACAGAGCAGAGUGUGGAGAUAUACGAUCGCAAGGGCACUCCGCUGCACGAGCCGGCCGUCGGCGCCGAGCCCAUGGCACCUGAGCCCGGCAGGUCGCUGACGAUAGUCCCUGCCAUUCCAAAAAGGGUUACUGAAUAUUUGGUGCUCGACAACCCCAUGUACCUCGAGGGAUCACGGUGGAGGUUCAGGGCCCGGCUGGAGCCUUUACCAGGGCGUACAGUUGCUGCGUAAUCAUAGAAGGAGCUUGUUAUAAUGCCGACCUCGUAAUAGUGACGACCAUUCACCUGCUCAGUGGAAAUAUCAAAAAUGUGAAUGAUCAGGGCCGAUGAUGAGUUCUAGCUGUGCUGCAAGAACAAAAAAUGAUUCGACCCAGAAGUGAUAACCAACUACACCAUCGAACCGAUGUUCGAAAUGCACGUAAAAGUGAUAUGUCCAAUGGUACUGAUAGAACAU
Mycena citricolor is the source of this 1338-nucleotide messenger RNA. NCBI's taxonomy places the organism in Eukaryota, Fungi, Basidiomycota, Agaricomycetes, Agaricales, Mycenaceae. The record is from the annotation of a GenBank genome assembly.